This is a messenger RNA of Penicillium angulare, 762 nucleotides long. RefSeq lists its product as uncharacterized. NCBI's taxonomy places the organism in Eukaryota, Fungi, Ascomycota, Eurotiomycetes, Eurotiales, Aspergillaceae. The coding region runs from base 1 to 762 and encodes 253 amino acids. The transcript is spliced from 2 exons. The record is from RefSeq and is a predicted model, not a curated record.
AUGGCUGAUUAUAUAGCCGAUCAACCUCUUCAAGAAACACCCUUAUGGCGCCUCUACCACCUAUCAGAAUGUCUCGAGGAACAUAGUAUCAGACACUGUAUCGCUGGUGAUGCUAUUAUUGCGACUCUCGGCUAUCCGUUGGUCAUUUGCGACUUUUAUCUUGCGAUCGCAGACAGCCAACUUGAAGAUGCCUUCACCAUCGUUUUUCAGCAGGGAUUCCAGGUUUCCCGCGGCCGUGAUGUAUAUAUGGAUAAGGAUGCCACGGUUAACCCCCUAGGUUGGCCAGGAUACAGACUGGUGAUGCCUUCUGCAUCUCCAUUCGCCCCCGGGGUUAUGCUUGUUCCCUCGAGUUGCUGGCAUAUGGAUCUCUCGGAAUCGAGUUUCUUGACGAACACAUUCUUGCAUACUACUACACGAUGUCGAUUUCCAAAGCGGUUGUUCUAUUUGGAUGCUCUGAUCGAUGUUAUUGUCGAAGACGCAUUGAAACCCGGCGGCAACCAACGCCUAUCUGGGUAUUUUAUAAUGCAGUAUCACUAUCUAGUCGCCUGUCUCUCUCCGGAUACUCUUAGCCUGUCGCCGGAGAAUCAAUUCUUUGUGGACUUAUACGGUCGACUCCUUCCGCCAAAAACCCGGGAAACAGUCUGUUUGAAUCGGCAGUGGAUUCGACAGGGUCUGAUGAACGUUGAGGAGGCAUGGAAGUCAAUCUCAAGAAGAGCUCUGCUAUUUGAAGAGAUGCACCGUAAAGCUCUGAAUCAUCGCUAG